Messenger RNA from Phyllostomus discolor (pale spear-nosed bat), 273 nucleotides. RefSeq names its product chromosome 3 C9orf57 homolog (gene C3H9orf57). The transcript has 2 exons. The record is from RefSeq and is a predicted model, not a curated record. The annotation marks the transcript as partial. NCBI's taxonomy places the organism in Eukaryota, Metazoa, Chordata, Mammalia, Chiroptera, Phyllostomidae.
UAUGUUUUCUCUCCAGUGCCUACAGAUAUUGAAGGUGUGAUUUGUAGAUCAUGCAACCUUUCACUCCCCUUCCAUGGAUGUCUUUUAGACUUUGGAACCUGCAGAACAAAACCUGGUCAGUACUGUAUAAAACAGGUCCACACGAGAGGUGGAAUUCACUGGUUUUCAGUCAAAGGCUGCACGGAGAGCGGCAAGGAGUGCUUCAGGCGAGUGGUGACACAUCAGAACAGUCAGAUUACUCACUGCUGUUAUCGUUCUAUGUGCAAUCUCUGA